AGUAUGUCACUUCUUCCAUUCCCGAGCUCAACUCGAGCUCGAGACUGAGAGCUCCACCUCGAGCUCUCUUGGAAGUGCCCGUCUGCUGCUGAGAGACUUCCGAGCUCGAUUACGAGAACGUUGAUUGCAGGCAUUCCGCUCGAGCAAAUGUCGAUUUGAGUUGCAGAUUUGUACACGAGGCUUCAUCAUUGGAGCUCACAGAGGUGCGCGAAGAUGGAGUCGGGGGCGCGCCGCGGAAGUGUCCCAUCGACCACGAUUGCGAUGUUUGCUGUGAUUGCCGUGCUGCUUCUUCACAUUUCAGCUGCAGAGGCGGGUCCUGGGUCUCGGAAAUUGAGAACAUUUAAGUUCUCCUUCCCUCCUUACGGACACAAGUCGCCACCGUAUGAGUACAAGUCGCCUCCUUACGAAUACAAGCCUCCAGUGGAGUACAAGCCACCGCCAUAUGAGUACAAGUCGCCUCCUUACGAAUACAAGCCUCCAGUGGAGUACAAGCCACCGCCAUAUGAGUACAAGUCUCCUCCUUACGAAUACAAGCCUCCGAUGGAGUACAAGCCCCCGCCGUAUGAGUACAAGUCUCCUCCUUACGAAUACAAGCCUCCGAUGGAGUACAAGCCACCGCCGUAUGAAGACAAGUCUCCUCCUUACGAAUACAAGCCCCCAAUGGAGUACAAGCCACCGCCAUAUGAGUACAAGUCUCCUCCAUAUGAAUACAAGCCCCCAGUUGAGUACAAGCCACCUCCAUUUGAGUUGAAGCCUCCUCCAUACGAGUACAAGUCUCCUCCUUAUGAAUACAAGCCUCCAGUCGAGUACAAUCCUCCUCCAUACGAGUACAAGUCUCCUCCUUAUGAAUACAAGCCUCCAGUCGAGUACAAGCCUCCUCCUUAUGAAUACAAGCCUCCAGUCGAGUACAAACCUCCUCCUUAUGAAUACAAGCCUCCAGUCGAGUACAAGCCACCGCCAUACGAGUACAAGUCUCCUCCUUAUGAAUACAAGCCUCCAGUCGAGUAUAAACCACCCCCAUACGAGUACAAGUCUCCUCCUUACGAAUACAAGCCUCCAGUCGAGUAUAAGCCACCCCCAUACGAGUACAAGUCUCCACCACAUUACUGAGCUGCACUUCAGUGGACCUUGGGCACAUCGUGUUGGGCAUGCUGAAAACCGAUGACAGAUUUGAGCAUAUUGACAUUCGUAUUCAAGGCAUCGGAGGCAGCAACGAUCGUGAUCACGAAGUGUCGAAUUAAGGAUCGUUUGAAGGUUGCAACGUUGCAUGCUAGCUGAUAGGUCUUAUAUUGAGAAUCCGCUAGUAAACUGAUUGUAGAUCAGAUUUCCUUCUGCGCUAUAAGAUUCUUCUUGAAAGCUCAUGCAGACAGUAGAUUGAAGUGAUCCGUAGCGAGUUUACUGUCGGAGAUUCAAUUCUUGAUCUGGAUUCAUUCUUUCUUCAGACGCAUCAACGGAUUGGUGGAUUCCAUAUUUGUAGACUGUAUUAAAUUGUUUUUCUAGCGUUCGUAUAAAGGUCAUUCUUAUUUCGUGCCUC
Molecule: messenger RNA, 1534 nt
Organism: Marchantia polymorpha subsp. ruderalis
Lineage: Eukaryota; Viridiplantae; Streptophyta; Marchantiopsida; Marchantiales; Marchantiaceae
Source: the annotation of a GenBank genome assembly